This is a messenger RNA of Rotaria sordida, 1290 nucleotides long. Lineage: Eukaryota; Metazoa; Rotifera; Eurotatoria; Philodinida; Philodinidae. The record is from the annotation of a GenBank genome assembly.
AUGAAUAACGCAUCAUCAUCAAUACCAAUAAAUUCAAUUGGUGAAAAUUGUCGAUCAAUUCUUCGAGAACGUUGUCGCAUUGAACAAACUUGUCAUUAUCCUAUUAGCGGAUUUGCCACUUUUUCACAAGAAGAAUGUUCGUCUGAUAAAUAUAAACCUUGUUAUACUACUUCAACAAAUCCAAUUUGUUCAUCAUAUGGUAUCGAGAAUAUUCGAGUACCACUCCUAUGUUGCAAAGAACCAACUUGUUCGAAUACUCUUUCUGGUAUUUCUCCGACGAAAUCAGGUUGUGAUUAUGUCUGUCAUUCAAGUUCUAUUGAUGGAAAUCGAGCUCCAAUGCAACCAAUAUUAAAUAGAGAAACAGGCCAUGUUCAAUAUUUAUCUAUUCCAUCGGAAAAUUGUAUAAAAAUGAUUACAGAUGAAAUUAUUAAUAAUAUACGUUAUAAAAUAGGUGAAGAAGAAAUAGCUCUAUUAUGUUGUUGUCUUCCAUCAUUAAUUCGACAAAUAAUGUCUAAAACUCCAUGGUUAACACCAAAUGAUAUUAUUCGAUGGCUUAGUUCAGAUAUUAUAAAAGAAGCGAUGGAUUGUUUUGAUAAAAAUGACUUGAAUUAUGUAAAUCGAUCUGAUAAAGCAAAAGAAAAUAAUAUGAAUAAAGAUAAAUCUAAAAAAGUGAAUGAUUAUAUUUCAAUGAAAUCAUAUAAAGAUGAUAAUCAUAGUUUAUCAUCAUAUAAAACUAGAAUAAAUAAAACAUCUCAACAUUUUAUUUUAUCACCAAGUUCAUCACAAUCAUUUAUUCAUUUACCAAAUAAUAUUCACAAAAAACAAAACAAAAAUAACAAAAAACCUUCGAAAAUUCAUGAGAAAAAUAAAAUAAAAACUGGUAAACUAUCUAUUGAUUUAUUAAAUAGUAAAGAAAAUAAUGAUAAAAAAUCAAAUAAAUUUAUUCCAUCGACAGAUAUUGAAAAUAAAUCGAAAAAAUCUUCAAUCGAUAUCGAAGAUGAUAAUAAAAGCAUAUCAUCAGAUUCAGAUUUAUCAGAAGAUUCAUUUGAUUCAAAUGAAAAUUUUUAUAGAAAAACUCUUCAAUCAAAUAGUAUAGCAAAAAAACGAGAGAAUCAAUCAUCAUUACAUUAUCCAAUUGAAUAUCCGGGGAAAAAAUAUCAAAAUGCCAGAAAAGAUGUUGAAAAAUGUUUAGAUUUUUAUCAUAAAAUUCGAGAAUAUUUUGACGAUGAUAUUGCUGCUAUGCUUCUUAAAUGUUGUUUAUGUUAUCAACAUUGUUCAACAAAUAAAUAA